UGAAAGCUCGCUAAUCCGAACGGUGUGUAAUCCGAAUUAUCCAGUAAUCCGAAUUGAAUAAAGUACGCGUUGCAUACUCUAUAGUCCGCAUUGAUUGCCGCUCUCUAAUCCGAAUUUUAAUUUUUCUAUCCUUUUGUAGCGUAGGUGCACAUAUUUGUUUUGACAUACAUAAGUGCAAACAACGUAGAAAGCCUGUUUCAACGUGUUCUCGAAGUGUGAAUGGAAUUUUACAACUAACGGGACAUCAUUUGAUAUGCAUACACAUUUCUGGAAUAGCAUUACACGCGACGACAUCAAUUUAAAUUCCAAUAUGGCAAAAAGACGUGCACAUAAAACAUUAUCACUAGCUGAUAAAAUUAAAAUAAUACAAGAGAUAAACCGCGGACAAUCUGGAAAACUUUUAGCAGAUAAAUAUGGUGUAGGAACUUCUACAAUUUGUGACAUAAAAAAAAAUUCCGAAAAUAUUAGGAGAUUUGCUGAGAAUUCUGAUGAAAAACUUUUGAAGCAGCGCAAGACACUCAAAACGGGUGAGUACGAAGAGUUUGAGCAAAAAUUAUAUGCUUGGUUUGAAGAGAAGCGGUCACGACAUCAAACCAUUUCAGCGGGAGUUUUACGACAAAAGGCAAAAUCACUUUAUCAGAAAAUGUAUAACAAUGAAUCGUUUAAAGCUAGCGAUGGAUGGUUUCAAAAGUUUAAGAAACGAUUUUCUGUGCGAAACUUAAAAAUAUGCGGAGAGUCUUUAUCUGCUAAACCAGAUCUUGUUCCUGCUUUUCAAAAUGAGCUCUACAAUGUAAUUGAAGCUGAAAAUUUGUUGGACGACCAAAUUUAUAAUGCUGAUGAGUCUGGACUUUUUUGGAAAAUGUUUCCAGACAAAACUUUAGUGCAUUUUAAAGAAAAAUCAGCUCCAGGCACCAAAAUGAGCAAAGAGAGAAUCACCUUCUUAUGUUGUGCUAACAAGACUGGAAGUCACAAGCUACAGAUUGCAGUGGUUGGUAAAUCAAAAAACCCUCGGUCAUUUAAAAAACAAAGGGUGAUUGAAUAUUACUCAUCAAAAAAUGCAUGGAUGACAACAUACAUUUUUACUGAAUGGUUUUUCAAAUCGUUUAUACCACAGGUAAAAAACUAUCAGACUGAAAAUAAUUUGCCGAAAAAAGGUCUAUUGAUAUUGGAUAAUGCAACAUGUCAUGGGGAGCCGUUGGCAUCUGAAUGUGGAAAAUAUAGAAUUAUGUUUCUCCCUCCAAAUUGUACAAGCAUUAUCCAACCUAUGGAUCAAAAUGUGAUACGCCUGACUAAACUUUAUUACAAAAAAUACCGCUUGUGUGAAUUGGUCAAUUCUGAAUCAGACAGUACUGACAUUUUUUUGAAACAAUUCAGUAUGUACGACGCUUGUGAAUUGCUUAAGCGAUCUUGGAACAGGGUAUCGGAUUCCACUCUAAAGUCCUGUUGGAAAAACAUUCAUACCCAGAGAUGGGCUUCAGAAGAUAACAUUCCAUUGUCAGUCUUACAACAAGAACUACCGGAGAGUGACUUUUCGGCUCGUUUUGAAGAAAGUGAAGAAUUUCGUGCAAUCACAAAUUUAUUUCGCCGCAAUACUGACGUGGAACUUUCUGAAGAUGAAGUUCUUGCCUGGAUUAAUGACUCUGGCAGUAGUGUGGUUGCAUGUAGUAGCUCAGAAUUGGUUACAGAAGACGAAGAAGCAGAAUCUAAUAUGAUUAAGCGCGUUAAAAAUCGUGAAGCUGUACAAGCUUUAAAUAUAAGUAUAGAUUGGGCAAAGCAACGAGGCAUAGACACUGAUCAAAUAUUAGUACUCAAGGAAAUGCGUAAUAAAGCUUUAGAAGCAUGUGUAUUGAAUCAGAAACAAACUUGCAUCACAAAUUUCGUUAAAAAAACAUCAUAAUAAAUAAGGUGUAAGCAAUAUUCUUUCUUAAAAAUAUAAUAAUAAAUAAAAUA
This is a messenger RNA of Bactrocera neohumeralis, 1950 nucleotides long. Its product is annotated as jerky protein homolog-like. Gene Ontology annotation, molecular function: DNA binding. The record is from RefSeq and is a predicted model, not a curated record. Gene Ontology annotation, cellular component: nucleus. NCBI's taxonomy places the organism in Eukaryota, Metazoa, Arthropoda, Insecta, Diptera, Tephritidae. The transcript is spliced from 3 exons. Bases 254 to 1897 code for a protein of 547 amino acids.